Molecule: messenger RNA, 624 nt
Organism: Triticum dicoccoides
Lineage: Eukaryota; Viridiplantae; Streptophyta; Magnoliopsida; Poales; Poaceae
Exons: 3
Coding region: 62-448 (128 amino acids)
Source: RefSeq, a predicted model, not a curated record
CAGUCCAGCCAGCCAGCCCUAGAAUCCGCCGCCGCCGCCGCCGCCGCCGCCGCUAGACCUGAUGGCGCUGCGCUCCCUCGUCAGGAAGUUGCCGGCCCUCGGUGCCAGGUCGCCGCCGGUGGCCCCCCGUAUGGGGCCGGUCCACGCGCUCUCGCCGGCGGCGGGUUCUCGCCUCAUGUCCCACGGUGGCACGGGGGGUCAAGUGGUUUAUUCUGAUGAUGAUAAAACGCUGGCCAAACAGCGCGAGGAAAUAAAGCACAUGACUGCAGAGUUUGACCAGAGUAUGAAGGAUAUAUCCAAGAAUUUGGAUGAUAUGGAUUUAGUUGAGAGGCGUUGCAAGGAGGACUUGGCAAAUUUCCACAGGAGGCUGCAUAACAUGCAGAAGGUGGUCAAUGUUGCUCUUAUUGUGCUGGUGCCUAUAAGUGUUCUGAAAUUUUUGUCUCUGUAGUAUCAUCUCUCCUGGUUGGUUAAGAAAUCCUAAUUUAUUAGUGGGGUUAGAAAUCCAAUCAUUGUUUGUGCAUGUAUGCUAGGCUUAACCCACUUUCUGAGGUGAAGUAUAUAUGUGUUUGUCUUGUUUGGAAUUAUAUAUUUAUCUUAAUGGACGUAGAAGCACGUGUUUGAGUA